AUGGGCUUGGGUCUGUGGGCGGCCUUGAAAAUCAUCACGCAGUACGUGGAUGAUUCCUUCCAGUACGAAAUCUACCUCUUGGGGCCUUGCGUUUUGCUGGGCCUGAUCUGCGCAGAGGAGUACACUAUCCCGGACAUCCUGUGGUCCUCAUCGAUCUGGCUGGAAAGUGUAGCUAUCAUCCCACAGCUCGUGCUGCUCCAGCAGAUACGAGAGGUCGAGAACCUCACCUCAGAUUUUGUGGGCUGCAUGGGAGCGUAUCGUGCUUUCUACAUCCUGAACUGGAUCUACCGAUACUUUGCAGAGGACUAUGUGAACAUCGUCGGGUGGAUCGGCGGACUGGUCCAAACGGGCCUCUAUUGCGACUUCUUCUACUACUAUGCAAAGAGCAAAUGGUACGGCAGCAAGCUUGUCCUCCCUGUUGCUAGCUGA
This is a messenger RNA of Symbiodinium sp. CCMP2592, 429 nucleotides long. The record is from the annotation of a GenBank genome assembly. NCBI's taxonomy places the organism in Eukaryota, Dinophyceae, Suessiales, Symbiodiniaceae.